Molecule: messenger RNA, 1645 nt
Organism: Drosophila bipectinata
Lineage: Eukaryota; Metazoa; Arthropoda; Insecta; Diptera; Drosophilidae
Source: RefSeq, a predicted model, not a curated record
AUGGCCGAGAAAUCAAAAGUGCAAAAGGCAUUUUGUAAUUUUGCUCACGUUUCGUGUAAUUAAAACUUAAGACAGCGGCUCUGGGGCCACAACUACUGGGACUCGGAUUGGAAAUGGAACGGCGGCAGACAAAUCAAAAAGUUACUCAAGAUUUUCCCCUCAGCAUCCAAUUUUCUCCCUCUCUUUUUUUGUUUUUGUUUUAUUCUUCAAUUUUUAAUUUCAUUUCGCCGUGAAAAGUUCUUAACCCAAGAUAUGGCCGCACAUAAAUCAGUCAGAAACUCCGCCAUCCGCUUGCUGGCGGUGCAAAUGCGCAAAUUGGCGGACAGACGGACAAACGGAAAGAGGGACACAAGGUCAGGAUGUGGCAAAAGUUGGCCAUCUAGAAUGGGUUAAGUCAAUUCAAAAGUUGCAAUUCAAUUUCUCAAAUAGUUAAAAUUUCGGGAUCCGGAUCGGGAUAUACAUAUGUAUAUUUUUAUACUUAGACUGGGAAAACGAGUGAUACACCGAGAGAAAUAGAUUUGGAAGCUAAGGCUCCGACUCAACAUAGCAAUAAAGCCAAGCUAAUAACCAAGCAAUAAAGCUGGCCAAUACCUUUUAUGUAAAAAGGCAAAGAAACAAGAAAUAAUGGAGCUCAGCGACAUUCGUUUGCGAAACCUCUUCCAUUACGACCCGGAGAGCAAAAAGUUGUCACCGAUUUCCGCCAUUAAAUACUUUCGAAUGCCAGAGGACAGGGAGUAUCCCUUGCAUCUGGACAAAAACUACGAAACCUAUGUCCAUCGAAACCAAGAAUAUCCCGGUCUCCUCGACAUGAUGCAGUACUACUCUGGGCACGUCGAUAAAUCGGCGUUUACUAGACACAACUUUGACGUCUUUUGCUGCCGCGGUGUACUAAGAAACCUAACUGAGGCCGAGCCUUUAAGCUCGUUUAGCAUCGAUUUAUCGUUGGAGGCCUUCAGGCAUAAUGGGUGUAUCUUUCUAAAGUUGCAUAGGAAAGAAGAGGAAGCUAACGCUCGUAAUUCCUACAAAUUUAAGGCACGCCAGUACCUAUUUAGUGAUGCGCCAGGAAAACUUCCCGAUACGGAUGCCUCAUUAGAUGAGAGGGACCAGAUGUAUGGAAUGUUCUCCGCUCAAUUGGGGCAAUUCCGAUUACUCUACUCGUCCGAGGUUGUGGGGGUUACAAACACCGAAAAGCUCGGGGAUCUCACUGAACCCGAGGAGCUAGAGAAGUGCUCUUUGACCACCGUAAGGGUCGUUAAAAGUUAUGUGAAAUGGCGAACCUCUUUUCGCUGUGCUUCUUGGGUCCUUCAGGCCUACCUUUGUGGAGCCAGUCAGUUGGCUGUAGCCAAAUUCGAUGAAAAUGGAUGUGUGUCCGAAAGGAUUGAGGUCGAGGCCGUUGGGGACUUUCUCAAGUCUAAUCUGAGCCAUUACCAGACCGGCUUCAAACAACUGAAUGGCUUUUUAGAGCAGAUCAGACAGAAAUUGGACGAGAUCGACAAUCCGAAUGUGGGACUAAAGUUUACUCUCGUCGGAAAUGUAUUAAUUUUCGAUGAGGCUUUUAAAAGUGAUUUCCUUGAAAAAGCCAACAUUAACUUUUAAAGUAUUAUUUUAUCGAGUUAAGAAAUAAACGCCAAUAUAUUUUUUCGUA